Messenger RNA from Kuraishia capsulata CBS 1993, 1755 nucleotides. RefSeq lists its product as uncharacterized. Gene Ontology annotation, biological process: meiotic recombination checkpoint signaling; synaptonemal complex assembly. Gene Ontology annotation, cellular component: nucleus. The record is from RefSeq and is a predicted model, not a curated record. Lineage: Eukaryota; Fungi; Ascomycota; Pichiomycetes; Pichiales; Pichiaceae. The transcript has a single exon. The coding region runs from base 1 to 1755 and encodes 584 amino acids.
AUGAGAAACGUUGAACACAUUGCUUAUAAGAAUAUUACCGCACAGCAAAGCGAGAAACUGGUUCAAUCUACACUGUUGGUGUCACUCGGAUGUAUUGCAUAUCUGAGAGGCUUGUUCAACGAAAAAGCAUUCGAAGACAGACCACUAAGACCAAUUGGAGGUCAGGAUUUUGAAAAUAACAAAAGGUUUAUUCCUACGAAGGUACUGGUCCGAGGGAUAAAUGAAGACAUCGAUCUUUUACUCGAUUGGCUGGAAAUUGGAGUUUUUGAUGCCAUAAACAAGAGAUUUCUUAGAUGUUUGGCUAUAACAAUUUGCAGUAAUCAGCAAAAACUAGAGGAGCUGUCUGAAACAUAUCUUUUCUCCUUUGACUAUUCAGUUGAUAAAAAUGUUGCGAUGAACAUCUCCACCACUGAUAGGGUUUCUUCGGAAUAUCCCGCCCUCGAUGUAACAAAACAAGAGGGUUUGGAGCUUAUCAAAAGGCUCAUUUUAUCAACACAGGAACUUCCAGAGCCACCAAAACACAAAAGCCUUUCCAUGAGAUUACUGUUCAACGAGAGCUGUCCUCCAAGGUACCAGCCACGUUUCUUCAUGGAUGCAUCUGAAAAUCCACCAGCUACCAUCAAGCUCAAAACCAGCAAUGCAGCCAAAUCGAAUUCCAUCGGUAACAUCAAAGCAAAAUUUCACAACUUUGAGGCUUGGAUUUUGCAUAGUGUUGGUAUUGACGAUGCCCGUAGUGGUCAAGCUUCAAACGUGAAUAUUUUCGACUUCAUAGACAGUAAUAUUCUCAAGCGGAAGCCACAAACACAAAUGCCUGUGACCCCAGAAGAGGACUACAAUCUGCCCAACUCCAAUAAUUUGAAGAGGGUCAAUUUAGGGAAAAAUGUGGGGACUUUCUUCAUUAACUCAUCAGUUGUAUACACGCAAGAAGUUUCAAAAUCAAAAACAGCCACUCCAGGACCGAGAUGUGAAUGCGGUUCCAGGGUAUCUCUGUUAUAUUCAAAGGAAUUUCAGUGUUCCAGGUGUCAAAAAGCAGUCCACUCUGUUUGCUACCUUGAAAGUGGUAUCCCCUGUGUCUGUUUUUCAUGUAGGGCCAUUGAAACUGGAGGCAAGGUCCAUAACGAGUUGCCGAUCCUGAUGAAUAUCAGAAAGACGUACAGUUAUCUUAAAAUAGCAAUACCUCAAAGCCUGGAAGUGCUGAUUGAAGCCUUGGGGUACGACAUAAACAACGAAAGCGUGGACCUUGUUACGAAGGUCUUAACUGUCAUGGCAUUUGACAGACUGGUUCUCAUUACACAGACUCCAUUUAUGCUCCAAAAAUCAGAAAAGAUGAUCAACGCUUGUUUCAUGUUUGAAGUUCAGUGGGACGGGAUCCUUUUGGAUAAUAAGCCUUUACCUAAAGGAACUUAUGCGAUGACGUUCAUGCCGUUCGCACAAGGUGUGAAAGCAUGUGAAGAAUAUCUCAGCCGGUACCGUGACAGGAAAAAGUACUAUUUUGAGGAGACAGUCGGUUUUGGUGUCAUGACGAAUGACCCUAAUACUCCCGCUAGUCUGAGCUGCUCAGAAGUCGAAAUCAGGUCUUCAUCGCUUGUGGAUACGUUUGAUAAAGAUCCGAUAGAAUCUCCAGAUUUCAUUACACAUGCCGAAGGAGGUUGUUCCGAAGACGAGAUUGAAGUAGAAGUCUCGCUUUCGAACGAACCUGAUCUGAAGAAGGCAAGAAAGGUAAGUGUUACAAAGGCGGUGCUCAGGAACAUCUAG